This is a messenger RNA of Penicillium mononematosum, 2304 nucleotides long. Its product is annotated as putative DUF221 domain protein. Gene Ontology annotation, molecular function: calcium-activated cation channel activity. The transcript is spliced from 6 exons. The coding region runs from base 1 to 2304 and encodes 767 amino acids. The record is from RefSeq and is a predicted model, not a curated record. Gene Ontology annotation, cellular component: plasma membrane. Lineage: Eukaryota; Fungi; Ascomycota; Eurotiomycetes; Eurotiales; Aspergillaceae.
AUGUCUCUCACGGCAUCAGCGGCCUCCGCUGCGCUGACGUUACUUGCCGACGGGCCCGAUGACGGAAGUAAGAGGCCGUGGCGUCCCAACGAUCCGGUGAAGGAACAGCGCGAUCUGUACACGCAAUUCGUGAUUAGCACCGCGUUGGGUCUCAGUGCCUUUUUGGCGUUCUGUAUCUUACGACCAAAAUGGACCGAGUUGUAUGCCGCGCGACGACGACAAAGAAAUGCUGCUUCGCGGUUACCUGAGCUUCCAGAUACCCUUUUCGGUUGGAUACCCGUUCUCCAUCAGAUUACAGAAGAAGAAGUGCUCCAGUCUGCGGGCCUAGAUGCAUAUGUCUUCUUGUCUUUCUUCAAGUUUGCGAUCCGGUUUCUCUUGGCUGUCUUUAUCUUCGCUGUUGCCAUCAUCCUCCCUAUGCACUACAAAUACACCGGUCAAUAUGGAGUUCCUGGCUGGGAUAACCCCCCUGGCAACAAGACCACGAGUCCAAUUGAUGGAAACGAAAAGGAAAAGCCGGUUACAGACCCUGCAUAUCUGUGGAUUUAUGUUUUGUUCGCAUAUGUUUUCAGUGGCUUGGCCAUCUAUAUGCUUCUUGACGAGACGAAAGUAAUCAUCCGCACUCGGCAAACCUAUCUCGGGAAUCAGACCAGCACCACUGACCGCACCAUUCGCUUGUCCGGUAUCCCGCACGACUUGGGAACCGAAGAUAAGAUCAAAGAAUUUGUGGAAGGCCUGCGAGUCGGCAAAGUUGAGAGCAUCACCGUAUGCCGGAAGUGGCGCGAGCUGGACGAAUUGAUCGACGAAAGAAUGAAAGUCAUCCGUGAACUUGAGAGAGCAUGGACAAAACAUAUAGGAUACAAGCGACCAAAGAGCGAUGGAAAUGCAUUGCCGCUGACCGAGCAACAACCCCGUGAUGCAGACGAUGAGCGAUCCGGGCUCUUGUCCGAACAUGAUAACGACCAUGUUUCGGUUUAUUCGAAUGAAAGACCCAAAGUUCGUGUCUGGUAUGGUCCAUUCAAGCUUCGUUUCCGGAUGAUCGAUGCAAUCGAUUACUAUGAAGAACAACUACGGAAGAUUGAUGAAUAUAUCCAAAACGCCCGAGAGAAAGAAUACCGUACUACUGAGAUUGCUUUCGUGACGAUGGAGUCAAUCGCCGCAUCUCAAAUGCUUGUCCAAGCGAUCCUUGAUCCACACCCGAUGCAAAUGUUUGCUCGGCUUGCGCCGGCGCCGGCAGAUGUUAUUUGGAAAAAUACUUACUUGUCUCGUACUCGACGAAUGGUUCAGUCGUGGUCCAUCACCUUCGUCAUUGGAUUCCUCACCGUGUUUUGGUCUGUCCUCUUGGUCCCUAUCGCCUCAUUGCUGGAGCUGAAGACCCUUGAGACGAUUGUCCCCCGGCUGGCAGAAUUCCUCCAGGAACAUCCGAUCAUCAAAUCGUUGGUUCAAACGGGAUUGCCUACCCUCGCAUUCUCGCUGUUGACGGUGGCUGUGCCUUAUCUGUACGAGUGGCUGUCAAACAACCAAGGAAUGGUUUCACGUGGUGAUGUCGAGCUGUCCGUUAUCUCCAAGAAUUUCUUCUUCUCGUUCUUCAAUUUGUUCCUUCUGUUCACGGUGUUUGGAACAGCGAGUGGUUUCUAUGGGUUCUGGGAAAGUCUUCGGGAUGCAUUCAAAGAUUCUACAACAAUUGCCCUCGCAUUAGCCAAUUCCCUCGAAGGCCUGGCUCCGUUCUACAUCAACCUGUUGAUUCUUCAGGGUUGGGCCUUUUCCCCUUCCGACUCCUCGAAUUCGGAAGUUGUGUUCCCGAGCUCGUGGCUGAUCUGCCUGUUCGGCCUGAUCUACUUCACAGUCGGCAAAUUUAUCUACAAAUACCAACUGCUGUAUGCCAUGGAUCACCAGCAACAUUCCACUGGCCGCGCGUGGCCAAUGAUUUGCAAUCGCGUAUUCGUGGGGCUAUUGGUCCAUCAGCUGGCCAUGAUUGGCGUUCUGGCUCUGCGCCGAGCCAUCACCCGGUCACUACUCCUGGUGCCACUUCUAGGCUUCACCGUUUGGUUUUCAUACUGGUUCGGGCCCGGGUGGUGGCGACAUCUCCCCUCGCCUUCUUCGACCCUCUCACCGCCAUCAGGCCUGGAUCGCGAUAGCCUUCCCAUCCAUAUUGGCGGACAGGACCUCGAAUUGCGGCUAAAGAAGUACGUCAACCCGAGCUUGAUUGUCCCGCUGCAUGCUGCCUGGCUUCCUGGUCGCAACCCGGCUCGAGGCAAUGGGAAUGGCGCAUCCGAGUUCGAGGUUCAUCAGACACAGAAUGUUUGA